GGCUCUGAGCGCUUUGUCCCUCCCCAGCACCGGGCGCCAUGGCGUUGGAAGGCGGCAUGAAAUGCGUCAAGUUCCUGGUUUUCUUCUUCAACUUCUUGUUCUGGCUCUGCGGCAUUGCCCUCAUCGUCAUCGGGGUCUUAGUGCAGCUCGAGCUCAACAAGACACUGAUCAUGAGUAGCCCUUCGGCCUCGGGCGCCCCCAUCGUCAUCAUCGUGGUGGGCGUCGUCAUCUUCUUCGUCUCCUUCUUCGGCUGCUGCGGGGCCUCAAAGGAGAACUACUGCAUGGUCACCACGUUCGCCGUCCUGCUCACCUGUAUCUUCCUGGUGGAGAUCGCGGCUGCCAUCGCCGGGUACAUCUUCAAGGACAAGGUCCGCACCGCGCUCCAGGGCGGCCUGGAGGAUGCCAUGAAGAAAUACAGCAAGGACGAGCUGGUAGCGGAGACCAUGAACGAACUGCAGAAGAAAUAUUCCUGCUGCGGAGCCCAUAACUACACAGACUGGUUCAAAUACGAACCGUUCAAAAGCAACCACAGCGUCCCCACAUCCUGCUGCCAGGCGAACGCCACCCUGUCCACCUGCAACGUCAAUCCCACCGCUGACACCAUCAACGUCCAAGGCUGUGCGGAGAGCAUCGAGGCCUGGCUGAAGAAACAUAUUGUGAUCGUGGCGGCCGUGGCGCUGGGCAUCGCCUUCUUCGAGCUCCUGGGCAUCGUCUUCGCCUGCUGCCUCAUGAGGGGGAUCCGGCGCGGCUACGAGGUCAUGUAGCGGCCGGGCGGGGUCGUCCUGCCCCAGCCAGGACUCUGGGGGGUUGGGGGUGUCUCUGCCCCUUUAAGCCGUCAGACCCGCCUUCUUUCCGCAGCGCCCCCUGGUGGGCAGCUCCUGUCCUGCAGCGGUUACCAUAUUUCCUCUAAUGGAGGGGCAGCAGGUGCCUUAAAUAUUUGCCAAACCCCCUCCCCCUUUUCUUUCUUUAGCUGCCCCUCCCCCCCACCUCUCCAGUGUCGGGGGAGGGGAGUCCGGGGG
Chrysemys picta bellii (western painted turtle) is the source of this 1019-nucleotide messenger RNA. Lineage: Eukaryota; Metazoa; Chordata; Testudines; Emydidae. The record is from RefSeq and is a predicted model, not a curated record.